Molecule: messenger RNA, 1486 nt
Organism: Cercospora beticola
Lineage: Eukaryota; Fungi; Ascomycota; Dothideomycetes; Mycosphaerellales; Mycosphaerellaceae
Product: PXA domain-containing protein
Biological process (GO): protein targeting to lysosome; endosome to lysosome transport; early endosome to late endosome transport
Cellular component (GO): extrinsic component of endosome membrane; early endosome; late endosome
Molecular function (GO): phosphatidylinositol binding
Source: RefSeq, a predicted model, not a curated record
CAGAGCCGCGUGCUUGGCGCGAACUCAAACUCAAAUGUGGGGAGACAACAUCCCACGACCCACGUGCGACCUUUCCCGACAUUCACUUCGCCUUCCGUUCACUCACAAGCUCAGCACGACAUAAACUUUGUAUCGCGUACGAUGGUGGCGGCUAUACCGCGGUCAGUGUGCCACAUUUCUUGCGACCCAAAUGGCACAAGGCGCGGCCGCCCGGCCGACGAGACCGCACCAGCACCGUAGAGGCCUCAGCUUUGCACGACAACCGGAUCGCGAUCACAAGCAGCGGGCUGAGGACGAGGCGACGGUGGCAUACAUCAAGCGAACACUAUGCGCAAGGACUCCGGACCCAUCCACAUCUGCAGACUCGACUGCUCACAAUCGAGUUUCCGAGCCUCUUGAACAGCUCUUGCCGCCACUAACGAGUUCCAACGAUGUGGAUAUCCAAUUAUAUGCUCUGAUUGCCGUAGUCCUGAACCUAUUCGUCCAGACAUGGUACAACCGGAUCACGCCAGAUCAGGAAUUCGUCGCUUCCAUUGUGCAGAUUAUUGCCCACUGCACAAGGGAAUUGGAGCAACGAUUACGGCAUGUCGACCUGGAAAGCUUGCUGUUGGACGAGCUGCCCGAACUGCUCGCCGAGCAUGUCGACGCCGUUCGCAUCGCUCAAACAUCGCUACGCGCACGUCUUACGACUGCAGAAGUGCGUCAGAGAUACCACGCCCUUCGUCCACAUCCCGCUCUUUCACCAGUUCCGGCGACCGCUGAAACCACGCUUGAGCAGCAAGAAAACGAAGCCGCGUGGUGUCUACUUCUCGUGGACCGAGUAUUGCCACUACUUCUGCCUCCAGAGGAUCUGCAGAAUCCAUGCCUGGACGUUCUCGUAUCGGAAAUCCUCGCCGAGCUAAUCUUUCAUAAUGGCAUUUGUGGCAAAGCUUGUGAGCCGUGGCUGCUAUGGGAUGGUAUUACAAAGCUUUUGCGAGCAGUGCGAGGUGAUGCAGCGCAGACUCAACAGAAGAAUGCCACCAGCCAACUGGACACCUUCGAACUACUAACCGCAGCACCCGCAUCAAAUGCGAGUCAUGAACAGCUUCGUCCUCGACGGCGCUUCGACAUGCUCACUCAUACGUUCUGGAUUGUGAUCCAAGCCGUCAUGACGAUCUGGCUCCUGGUUCGUACCUUCACUAUCGCAAUCCUGCAGGCUUCGUCGAUUCCAGCACGACCCAUUCGAUCCUCACACACGUCAGACGGACUGAUUGGAGCGUCCGAUGAUUCUCACCCAACAUCGAAAGGAGUCCAGAGCUCACGCUUAGGCGGCGGCGAAACACAGGCUAUAAUCGGCAUGCAUGUUUGGGUGUGCAUAUCCAAGCUGUUGAUGCUGGAGCAACGCACCCCAUGGCUGUCAGGUGUCCUCUCAUUCCUGCAAUGGACGGCCUUGCAUGGACCAGGGCAAAUCUGCAGCACGAACAGCAGAUUGGACAGGUGAGUCGCG